GAGAAAGAAGGAAAAGAAGAAGAAGAAGAAGAAGAAGAAGAAGAAGAAGGAAAAGAAGAAGAAGCUGCCAUUGCAAAGUGUGCUCUCCUUUCGUGGUUCUCCUUGUUAUCGUCGCUCGUGUUCGUGGCUCAGAAACCUCGAAGGAAAACAGCCGCGGAAGAUGAUUUGAAGAUAGACAUAACGGUACGAUAACGGUAUACCAACGUCAGGAAGACCGGCUCUCGUGAGGAUCGCUCUGAUCCACUUUAAUCCGCUCCGUUCCACGAUUCGCUCGGCUCCGCGUGCAUCUGAUGAGCGAGGAGGUGGUAGACGUCGGUGAUUAUGCGCGUAAUGAGUAAUCCUAUAAAGCCCGUUGGGAUCGCAGCAGCCGCCAUCGCAGUGUUUCACGAGCGUCAUGUAAUAUGGAAUUAAACAAUGUUGUUAAGACGUAAACAUGUUCUGGCUACACUGUGGACUCUUUGUUCUCGUGAUUGCCGUACCUGGAUUUAUUAGCAGCUUAGCCGACACCACGUCCAAGCGAGAAGCCGACUACACCUUAGAUGAUUCCUUUUGGAACGAAGAAACUCCCGUUGGUGAGGUCGAACGACUACUACGCGAAUAUCGACAAAACCAGGAGCUAGUACGAAAUAUCGGCGGCCAUUUCUAUCAGAUCAUCUAUCCGGUGCAGCUACGGCAUCACGAGAAAAUGGGGAUAUCCACGAGAGAAGUCGGCGUCUCGAAGUAUCCUCAAAGAGGUUACGGAGACGGAGGAUAUCAAAAUUCUAGAGGCAGAAUGAGAACAGGGAGGCACUUUCAUCGGACGUCCCUAUUGAUCAAGGCCUUUAAUCACAAAUUUCGCCUAGAUUUAGAAUUAAAUACGCAACUUUUAGCUCCGAACCUUAUUCAGAAAGACUUUUUAGAUAACGACGCGGAACAAAUGUCUAAGCAGGAGAUAGAACAUUGUUAUUAUCACGGCACUGUGAGGGAUUAUCCAGGGGCUAGCGCUGCUUUUCACACGUGUAACGGUGUCAGCGGUGUCAUUCAUUUAGGCAACGAGACUUUCGUCAUUCAUCCGUUCUACGGCGGCGAUUUGUCGCAGAAACAUCCUCACAUUAUAUUUGAAGCCCGAACAAAAGCUAACAAAGGCUGCGCUAACUCGGGAAAUCUUGAGUGGCGUGUAAAGAGCCGCCGGCAGAAGCACACCCGCGGGCUAUCAGAGACCACUUCCGAUCGAUACAAAAGAGACGUCCGUGAAGCAAUCAAAUACAUCGAAACUGCCAUCAUUAUCGAUAAAGCCAUGUUCGACAAAAGAAACGGUAGCACCAGAGCCGAGGUUGUUCACGAUGCCAUCCAAGUCGCUAAUAUCGCAGAUUUGUAUUUCCGUACGAUAAACACUAGAGUCUCCGUCGUAUACAUCGAAACUUGGAAGGGCAGCAACCAGGCGCAAAUCGAUAAAGGCAUGGAAAUCGAUCUCGCCUUGUUAAACUUUAACGAUUAUGUGAUGCGGAGAAUGUAUCAAGUUGCUCAGGACACCACUCAGUUGCUCACGGGUGAGACGUUCGCAGGCGGAGAAUCCGGAGUGGCGAUACCCGCGACCGUGUGCAGCCAGAAAUCUGUAGGAAUCAGCGUCGAUCUGAACACUUAUGAGCCUCAUCUCUUGGCGGGUACCAUGGCUCACAUGAUCGGUCACAAUAUCGGCAUGAGCCACGACGAUGGAAAGAAUGACUGCAACUGCCGCGAUUGGCACGGAUGCAUCAUGGCUCAAUCCAUCGUCGGUCUGGAGAACGUUCAGCCGUACAAGUUUUCCGAGUGCAGUAAAACGGAGUAUAUAGAAACCUUGAAGAGCGGCCACGCCUUUUGCCUUUUUAACAAGCCAAACGAGUUGGAGGUCAGGAGAUCAUGCGGUAACAGGGUAAUCGACGACGGGGAACAAUGCGACUGCGGAUCGAUCGACGAGUGCCACGAGCUCGAUCCUUGUUGCGAUCCCAUCACCUGCAAAUUGACGACGGAGGCCGAAUGCGCGACCGGCCCUUGUUGCAGCGAUUGCAAGCUCCGAGCUCGCGGUGUCGUUUGCCGCGAGUCGACGAACGAGUGCGAUCUACCGGAAGUGUGCUCCGGCGACACCGGCCAGUGUCCACCGGACGUCUAUAAGAAGAACGGUAACCCGUGCUCAAACAACGCCGGCCACUGUUUCAACGGGGUGUGCCCAGCUUUGGAUCUGCAGUGCGAGCAGGUCUGGGGUUACGGCGGAAUCGCCGCUGACAAGCAGUGCUUCGAGCAAUUCAAUUCCAAGGGCUCCAUCAACGGCCACUGCGGCACCGACGCGACCGGUCACUUGAUCAAGUGCGAGGCCGAGAACGUUCGUUGCGGAUCCCUUCAGUGUCAGCAAGGAAGCAAGCAACCGAUUAUCGAUGGGAUGAAAGACUUUUAUUCCCGAACUAUAAUUUCCAUCAAGAGCCAGGAAUACGAGUGCAAAGCGACGACCGGGAAAGUGGACGGACCGGAUAUGCCAGGGUUGGUCCGUGAUGGUACAUCGUGCGGUGACAAUUUGAUUUGCGUGAAUCAGACAUGCACUAGCUUGUUUCCACACAUUGAUCAAGAGAAAUGCCCGAGUAACCACGACAACAGCGAAUGCUCCGGAAAUGGCGUGUGUACGAACGUCAACAAGUGUUAUUGUUUUCCCGGUUGGAGCGGGCCGGACUGUUCCAUAGAGCAAUAUAUCCCGACGGUGACGCCGACGACACCUAGCGUCGAAGUAGUCAGUAAAGCUGAUCCGAAACUGGAGAAGAAAGAGACCCCCUACGAGAACUACCACGGCUCUAAUACUGUAUUUUUAGUUGGUAUGCUCAUGUCGGUGGUAGGGGGUGUUUUCGUAGUAUUUGCUCUGAUGGCUCUCUGCUACAGGUCAGUCGUAGUACAUAAAAACUUCUCCCUCUGUCUCAGAAGAAAGGGCACCGUCCAGAAGUAUGACCCGCCAUACUCAAAGAAGCCGCCGCAGAAGAGCUACAGCGGCGUUUCUGGCAAUCAUCAUGCGGAAGCCGCGGCGCUGGACACCGUCAACAAGAUCCUUACCUUCGGCAGAAUGCCUCAAUACAGCCGCGGCGAGACCCAGCGCGUGCUGUUUCGACCCCCGAAUAACGUCGCCGCCACCGACGGGCCAAGAGUCAAGGAGCAUAAACAGCAGGAGGAGGAAGAUGGAGGUACGGGAGCAGAGGAGGUUGUCUCUUUCAUUGAUCUUCCACCAAACAAUCACACAAAGUUGCCUGAGAAGGGAAUUUUAAAGAAACACGGUGGUUACGGACUAAGUAGCGGCGGAUUCGACGUGCAAAGGACCCUGAAUCAAUUGAACAGCUACCACGACAACGUACUCGAGGUGCUGAAGAACGCAGCGAGCCGCGGUGAUUCCGGUACUCCUUCGGGCAGCGGAAAUCUGGACGAAGACGCCUUGCGCAAAUCAUUGGCCGAGUGCGGCUAUCCCGACAUGUAUCGCAAGGACACCGACGGCCAGGACAAUGGCAUCGACAACCAGGAGGACGAAGAGGAAGAUGAGGAGCUGCAACCGCCGUGCGGCACCAUCCGUAUACGUAAUCUCGAGGAUAUCAUUCGUCAGCUCGAGCAUCAUACUGCGAGAUACAUGACUGGCCAGAUGAGUCCGAGUGGAUCCGAGGAGAUUCGAAUAUCCGAGGGCGAGCCGGAUCGACACUACAGAAUCGAUUCUUCCGUCUGUAGCGAGUCGUCUCAAGGAAGCAGAAGAUGUAGCCGCGGCCGCGACGAGGACGCUAGUAGAUUCGUCUACGGUAGAUACCGUCAGCCGACAUCCCGAAGUCCUUACGGCAACCAUCAACACACCCAUCAACACUCCCAUCAAAUGCACGAGGAGGAGGGUAUCUAUGAAACUGCCGACCCUGACAGAGGCUCAAAUACUAGGGGUGAAACACCCGAUUGUGAAAGUGAUGCAUUUAUUCAAGCUCAACAACAAGUAGCCCGGUGGACUAGUGAGGAUGGAGUGCAGCACCGGCCGCCGCAGCAGCCACCCCCGCCGCCUUCGAUGCAGCUGCCGGUGCAGGAACAGGCGCAGCAGAAGGCGCAACAGCAGCCGCAGCAGCAGCAGCCGCAGCAGCAGCAGCAGCAGCAGCAACAGCAACAGCCGCAGCAGCAGCCGCAGCCGCAGCCGCAGCAGCAGCAGCAGCAGCAACAGCAACAGCAACAGCAACACCAACUGCCGGUGGAACAACUGCCAAUCAAACAGCGUGGCUAUUAUCCACCCCCCCCUCAAACAGACAAAAAUCUCGACAGCAACGCCGAGGUCGAAUAUGCUCAAACCCAGCAACAACAGCAACCGCUAAGCGAAGUUCGUGGAAUCGAUGUUAAUCACAUGCCUAACAUUAACAAAUGCCCACUAGACGAUUACUUUAGUCUAGAUUGUAACAUAAUGAAUAAUGGUUCCCCUCAAGAAUUAACUACCAACAACACUAGUGAUAACGAAAAUACUGCCCUACUGCCCCCCACGCAUUUUCCUGAGUACAAGCAUUGAUACUUAAUUAAUCGAUGACAGAUAGUGUCCGAGGGAAAAUAAGAGGAACAAGUCGAGGGAUGAAGAGAGGG
This is a messenger RNA of Harpegnathos saltator (Jerdon's jumping ant), 4584 nucleotides long. It is a transcript of the gene mmd, whose product is annotated as disintegrin and metalloproteinase domain-containing protein mind-meld. NCBI's taxonomy places the organism in Eukaryota, Metazoa, Arthropoda, Insecta, Hymenoptera, Formicidae. The record is from RefSeq and is a predicted model, not a curated record. Bases 434 to 4513 code for a protein of 1359 amino acids. Gene Ontology annotation, biological process: proteolysis. The transcript is spliced from 27 exons. Gene Ontology annotation, molecular function: metalloendopeptidase activity.